Messenger RNA from Aureobasidium pullulans EXF-150, 1808 nucleotides. RefSeq names its product putative oxidoreductase. The record is from RefSeq and is a predicted model, not a curated record. Gene Ontology annotation, molecular function: FAD binding. The transcript has 2 exons. Bases 1 to 1329 code for a protein of 442 amino acids. Lineage: Eukaryota; Fungi; Ascomycota; Dothideomycetes; Dothideales; Saccotheciaceae.
AUGCUAGUCCAACGUCCGACUACUAGAGCUUCCGCCCCGAAACCUCAAUCUAUUCUCAUAGUUGGUUGUGGUAUCGCAGGUCCAGUUCUUGCGUCUCUUCUUCUACGAUCCCCUGGUCCAGCUUCCUCACUCCCUCACAUCACCAUUCUCGAGCGCAACCCUUCUCUCAUCUCCUCCGGCCAGAACAUCGACAUUCGUGGUAUCGGCAAACAAAUCAUUCGACUUCUCGGCCUCGAAGACGAAAUCAAGAGGUCCACCACGGGUGAAGAAGGCGUACGAUUUGUAGAUGAGAACAAUCGUUGCUGGGCUGAAUUUGCAGUCGACAAGAGUGGGAAAGUGGAGACCGGGACGAGUGAUGUCGAGAUCUUACGAGGACGACUUGCCGAGAUCUUACUUGAUAAGACCAAAAGAGACAGCAAGGAUGUCCAGGACAGAGGAGGCAAAGGUGUGGAGUUCAUCUUUGAAGACAGUCUGGGUUCGCUUCGUCAAGAUGAGAAAAAGGCACAUGUUCAACUCGCUAAAGGGGGAGAAAGAAGCUUUGAUCUGGUCGUUGGUGCUGAUGGUUUGCACAGCCGAACUCGCAAGCUGGCUUUCGGGAAUGAAGCAGAAGGUUGUUUGAAGAAGUUGCACAUGUUUGCAGCUUUCUUCAGCAUGCCGAAGGAAGAUGAAAAUGGCGAGUGGAGGUCUUGGUUCCAUGCUCCUGGAGGUGUCAGCAUCAUGCUUCGACCAUCGGGCACUAAGGAGAAAAGUACGGUACUGAUCCUCCUCGCCGACAAGAGUGGCAUCAUCGCAGAUCAGCUAGCUGGCUCCGAGAGAAGCAUCCCUGCGCAAAAGAAGCUGGUAAUGAGCAAGCUUAACAGGAUCGGUUGGCAGGAACAGAGAUUAACAAAGGCGGUGGAAGCGGCUGACGACUUCUACUUCGACGUCACAGCGCAGGUCAACUUGGCGAAAUGGUCACACGGAAGAGUCGUGCUUCUAGGAGACGCUGGGUAUUGCGCAUCACCUUUCUCAGGAAUGGGUACAACCCUCGCUCUGGCUGGCGCAUACCAUCUCGCCGGCUCUUUGGUAAACAAUCCAAGCUCUCAUUCCCAAGCUUUCGAAGCGUACGAAGAAGCUAUGCAUCCUCUAGUCGCAAAUGCCCAGAAGCUGCCGCCUGCAAUGCCACAUUUGAUUCAUCCUCAGUCGACGAGGGGUGUUUGGGUACUAAGAAUUCUUGUCGCGGCGAUCUAUUGGUCCGGAGUUGGUACCUUACUGUUCAAAUGGAAAGGUCCACCUGCAAGCGUCGUGAAAUUGAAGGAGUAUGGACUUUUAGAUGAGAAGGGUGAGUGAAGGACGGACUUCACGCAUACAUCGAGACAGCAGCCACUCUUUACUCAUACUUGCAUCCCGAUUUCUCCAUUUUCAUCUUCAUCAUCCCGCUUUUGCCAUCUGAGCUGCAGCAUGGCAUCUGCGACGCAUCCCAAAGAUGGCCAAUGGCGUCAAGAAAACCUCCCACGCGAAAAGAAUUGGUAGAGCCUGAUGCAGACGGUGAUUCCCACCUGACCAUAUCUGUAUCAAGAUCUGAUAGGCCUCAUGGGCUGGAGCAGCAUACCCGAUCCGGUAGAAUACAGGCGACAACUCAAAUGGGACCAAUAGGCUAGUAACAUUGAAGAUGACGAAGCUGAAAAUGAAGAACGGAACAAACUUGAUGGGAACAAAUGCAGUCACAACAUCGGUGUACAAGAAGUCGACGUGCAUGUAUAGCCAGUAAACCAGUACUGCAAGAAAGUACUGGCCCGCGCUGAGAUCCCAGCCGUCCUGAAAGCCGA